Cyprinodon variegatus (sheepshead minnow) is the source of this 5372-nucleotide messenger RNA. RefSeq names its product mitogen-activated protein kinase kinase kinase 9 (gene map3k9). Gene Ontology annotation, biological process: protein phosphorylation. The record is from RefSeq and is a predicted model, not a curated record. Lineage: Eukaryota; Metazoa; Chordata; Actinopteri; Cyprinodontiformes; Cyprinodontidae. The coding region runs from base 290 to 3403 and encodes 1037 amino acids. Gene Ontology annotation, molecular function: protein binding; ATP binding; JUN kinase kinase kinase activity. The transcript has 11 exons.
CGUUGGACAGUUGGUUUGGAUCAAAAAUACCACUGCGUCCGGGAAGUCCCAGCGAUGAUUGGAUGCGGAAUUGAGGCUGAGGAACCAUCAAGCUGCAGCAGAGAUGCGCUUUAUGGGGUCCAGCAGGGGCUCCAAUGGGGACAAUACUGCAGUAGCAGCAUAGAGCUCUAGUCAUUUCCAGUGUUUUUCUAUGAGAUUAGGUGCUACUUAGCUCAGUCAGUGUUCGGCCGCAGGGCGCUCAGAGGUUGAUGCACUGCAGUGGUCCUAUUCGCCCUUAUGGAUCGCGUCCAUGGAUGUCUUCAAACCAGCUUUGGAGAACAGUUUGAGUCCCAGGGCGUCAUUAUCUGAAGAAGCAGAGUCGGAUGUCUUUCGCUGGUCCAGCACAGCGGAAAGCGAGCCGGCGCAGGAUGAGGAGCGCGCCGCGCCUCCGCCAGGCGUCUGGACAGCCGUGUUCGACUAUGAGGCCACUGCGGACGAUGAGCUCAGCCUGCGCAGGGGAGACCUGGUGGAGGUCCUGUCCAAGGACUCCUUGGUGUCGGGAGACGAGGGCUGGUGGACCGGCAUGAUAGCAGACCGGGUUGGCAUUUUUCCUUCCAAUUAUGUCAGCAAAAGGAACAGGACAGAGGAAGAGGCAGGCCUGCGGGACAGCUCGGAGCACCCAGUGCCUCCUCUGCACCUCUUGGAGAUCGAUUUCUCGGAGCUCACCCUUGAGGAGAUCAUCGGAGUUGGUGGUUUUGGAAAAGUCUACCGUGCGGUGUGGCGGGGUUCUGAGGUGGCCGUGAAGGCAGCCCGACGGGACCCCGAUGAGGAUGCGGCGCAGACUCUGGAGAGCGUGCGACAGGAAGCAAAGCUCUUUGCCAUGCUCAAUCAUCCAAACAUCAUGGGCCUUCUGGGGGUAUGCCUGCAGGAGCCCAACCUGUGCCUGAUCAUGGAGUAUGCUAGAGGAGGGCCUCUGAACCGAGCUCUUGCUGGGAAACGCAUCCCCCCUUGUACGUUGGUAAACUGGGCUGUGCAGAUUGCACAAGGAAUGCAUUACCUCCAUGACCAGGCUAUCGUCCCCAUUAUACACAGGGACCUCAAGUCCAGCAACAUCCUGAUCCUUGAGAGGGUGGAUAUGGAGGACCUCAGCAACAAGACUCUGAAGAUAACCGACUUUGGGUUGGCUCGGGAGUGGCACCGCACCACCAAGAUGAGCGCGGCUGGGACCUACGCCUGGAUGGCUCCUGAGGUCAUCCGCUCAUCCACGUUCUCCAAGGGUAGCGACGUGUGGAGUUAUGGCGUGCUGUUAUGGGAGCUGCUGACCGGAGAGGUUCCUUUUCGAAGUAUUGAUGCUCUUGCUGUAGCCUAUGGAGUGGCAAUGAACAAACUAGCUUUGCCCAUUCCCUCCACUUGCCCUGAGCCUUUUGCACGUAUAAUGGAGAACUGCUGGAGUCCAGAUCCUCACUCGCGGCCACUGUUCACAACUAUUCUGGACCAGCUCACUGCUAUUGAAGAAUCUGGCUUUUUUGAAAUGCCUGCAGAGUCCUUCCAUUCCCUGCAGAAUGACUGGAAAUUGGAGAUACAGGAAAUGUUCGAUCAGCUUCGGACCAAGGAGAAGGAGCUCCGAUCGUGGGAGGAAGAGCUGACUCAAGCCGCCCUGCAGCAGAAGUGCCAAGAGGAGGCAUUAAGGAAACGUGAGCAGGAGCUCGCGGAAAGGGAGAUUCACAUUGUCGAGCGGGAGCUAAACAUCAUCAUCCAUCAGCUCUACCAGGAGAAGCCACAUGUGGAGAGCAGGCAGGGCAAAUUCCGCCGCAACCGCCUUAAACUUAAAGAUGGGAACAGGAUCAGCCUACCCUCAGAUUUUCAGCACAAAAUCACAGUGUUGGCAUCUCCAUCCCAUGAUCAUCGGAGGAAUCUCCUCAGCAGUGGUUCCAGCCCGCCAACCAGCCCACUCAUGCUGCCUCGCCUUCGAGCCAUCCAGCUUACUCCAGGAAAGGACCGCACAGAGAUCGAGAGAAAGGGGUCAAGGAAGAAGGGUCGUUCCCGUGGGAAUGGAAUAUACAGGGAGCACAGUGCAGAUGCAUGUGUGAAACCUCCCCAUGAGGGCAGCAGGCAGCGGUCCUGCAGUGCUCCGAACCUCCGCAGAUCCCCAAGGCACAGUCCAGCAGUGCCUGGAGUACCAAGCCUACUGGAGACAGAAAAUGAAGACUGCUGCUUCACUACGGAGCCGGGUGCAGCUCCUGGUCAGUCCUACCUCUGCAUUCCCUUCCAAAAAGACACCCACGGAGCGUCUUCCAUCGAAACUGAGGGGGAUGAGUACUGCCUCCGCAGCCAGGCCCCCAGCACCCCGCCAUGCAGAAAGAGUCCAGUAGGAGGUCGGCGUUCUGAGCUGGUCCUGCUUGGAUGUGGAGCUCUGUUGGCAGCUGUUGGACUGGGAUGCAACCUGCUAACUUUUGCCCAGCCUGAGGAGAGCAUCAAAUCCAGAUGGGAGGGUUUCUUCCACAGAACAGCUGGCCAAAGGCGUAGCACUAGCUCUCCGACUCGCAGACUGUUCCAGAGGGAAAGUCCUUUGAAGACUUUGGCCCCCUCCUUACCUGAACGAGGUUUACCAUCCUCAUAUACGCUCCUGUCCUUAUCGUCUAUUUCUGACUCUAACUCCACCCAUUCAUUGCUGCGCUCUGACAGCGACGAACUGUUGAUCUGCCGUCCUUCGUCGGGAUCAUCCCGGCCUCCUGUGCCUCCUCCGGUCUCACAGCGCAAGACGGUCCAGACUCCAGUGAAUUCACUGGUCAACAUUCACGUGGAGAGCUUCAAGCGGAACCCCCGCCAGUCGCUAACACCCACACAUGUCCCCUGUAUCCCACCUUCCUCUCGGGGCCUCCGUAGAACCCCAUCAGAUGGAGCCAUCAAGAAGAACGGUCCUCCCAGCUCACUGGAGACUUUGCCAGAGAAGAAAGCUUUAGAGAACACAGCAGGUGGCUUCAGGGGUUUAAAAGAAGAAAAUCAAGAGGUUCCGCGGCUUCCUGACCCCAACGUGGUAUUCCCCCCCACCCCUCGCCGUCGCUGUGCUCCAGAACGCCCUAAAACCUUGGACUUUGUGGCCCGGCCUCGCCCUUCACCACGGCCACGGUGCGAUGUGUUCUGGGGAGACUCUCGGCUUAGGGGCAAUGGACACACCCUGGGCAGUGGCGAGUCCCCCGCUUACACCUCCAGUACAGAGACACCGCCCACUGUAGAGUUUGGUAGAGACUCCACAGAUCUGCCAACUCCAAUGGAGGCUCCAACUCCCUUCACUCCCAGCAGGAAUGCAAACCUGUUGGAUAAGUGGGAUGAGGGUCAGAGUCGGGAUGGAACAGUCCCCCUUUGCAGACCAGACAGCAGCCUUCCCAAAGACUCACCUUAUAAUCCAGAGUUCUGGUCCUGACUCAGUCCAACACAUGAACAGGGUGGACCUGCUGUUAGCUGUAAAACUCUCACCAAUCUAUGUUAGUUUUAAUUAAAAUGGUACACAUUCUCCAAUCUACAUCAUUGGAACAAAAUUUCAAUGACGUCUUUUCUUUCUUCUAUUCAUUAUUUUUUCUAAAUAGUAACCCAAAUCUGCAUUAAAAAAAAAAAAGAUCUGAGCCAGGUCUGGCUUUAAAGAAAGAUAUUAAUUCAGAACCCCUUCCUAUUACCUUCAUCAGCUCUAGAUUCUUGUUAUUUUCUUCAGAAAAUCUCUGAUGUUAUCACAAAGCUUUACACACCUAUCUCCAGCUUGCGUUUGGAUUGUGCAUUAAAGUGCACUUUUAAAAAUUCUCAUGAAUGUAAAACAUUUUUUAUGGCCAGAAAGUAAACAGUAACUCUACUUGAGCCUCUCGGCUCCAUCUGUUUCCCACUCGUGCUCUGGCAGCGGAUGGGUUCCUGUUUUGCACCAAGUUCCCUUCCUCACUGUUCCCUUCAUAAACCACAGACAGAACUGCUGCUGUUUGAUAUGAGUCUGCUUGUUUUUCCAAUGUUUUUCCAAGUUUGCAACUACAGAAACCACAGAAAAUCUCCUCAGUUGUAAUUUUUACUUUUUUAUUUAUUAAUGAUCCUUUGAGAAAUUGAGAAAUUACUAUGGAAGUUAUAAUUGUUGGAAGGAGACAAAAGGAAAUGUUUAGUUUUUUGGCUGGGGGGGGGACACCCACAUAGGUCCCAGAUGAUGUAUGGGAGUUUUUUUUUAUCAUCUUAAUGUUGUUUUUUAUUUAUUUGGUGUCUUAUUUUUUUAUCCUGUCUGCCUUGAUUUUUACACAAUUGCUUUAUCUGAAUGUUUCCGGAAUUUUCAGCCUUUGCACAGAGCAGUGUCGUUUGAUUUUAAGCUGCACUUUCUUAAUUUAAGUUUUUUUUAUUGUCUAUUACCUGGGGCUUGACAACCUCUGAAUCAUUUUUAAGGGAGAGUAGCUGAAGAGCUCUUUGAUUUUUUUUAAACCAUAAGAAAUAAUUCAGUUUGAAUUUAUUGGAUAUAAAAUAAAAAAAUGUUAUUUUUUACAGUGUCUUUGCCAAGAAAUGUAGCUGCUCAGUGAGCACUUAUCACAACACAGUUUCUCUUGUUUAAGUGGUGUUAACUUGUAAAGAAUCCAGUCAUUUUAUGGGGCAUCUCAUGAACAUCUAUUUCACUUUUGUUCAGUUUAAAUAAAACACUGGAUUUAAAAAUACUAAAAGCACCGAUGCAUUUAAGUUUUAAAAAAAGGGAAGCGUGGGUUUAUUAUUUAUUUUUGUAUACACUUCAAUUUUUAUUUUAUUGUUUAUUUAUUUAAUUAUUUAUUUAUGACAUGCAACACAAAUGUUAUAAAAGAGAGCUGAAACAGUUCCUAUUUUUCAGUUGUAAUGUUUCUUUUGUGUCUAAAUGAAGCAGAUGAAUGAAUUCUUACUCAUGUCUGAAACUAACCCUGACCCCCUCCCCUUUCAGAACUGUGAAAAAAUAGAUAAUGUCUGAAGCACCAUCCAUAUAUGUUUGAUCUACAGGUGAAAUGAUGCUAAGCUCUUGGAUGAAAUGUGAGCACAAAUAAGCUGAAAAUACUGUUUACUAAUAUUGUUUGUGGGGGGGUGACCAUUACUGCUAUUGAGUGACUUGUAUUUGCACUGGAACACACUGACUUGAGUAAAAUCAUAAGAAAAACAAGAAAACAAUUUCUUUGCUUUCUUAUUUCACUUUAGAUGUGAACUGUGAGGGAUUAUACCAAAUGUUUCAGCUAAAGAAAAAAAUUAGUUAUCAGCAGUUUAUAUGGAAGAUAGAGCAACAAGGUCAAGAGAGCAGCACUAGUACUUUGAGGAAAAAGAGUAAUGAUUAUUGAUUUUUUCAGCCAUCAUGGAAUGGCCAUUCGCAAAGUUAACUAAUAGUGCCAAAGUUAGUAGGCCAUCAAUGCUCCAAAUUU